Oncorhynchus kisutch (coho salmon) is the source of this 10567-nucleotide messenger RNA. Its product is annotated as phosphatidylinositol 3-kinase regulatory subunit gamma. The transcript is spliced from 16 exons. Gene Ontology annotation, biological process: insulin receptor signaling pathway; phosphatidylinositol phosphate biosynthetic process. Gene Ontology annotation, cellular component: phosphatidylinositol 3-kinase complex. Gene Ontology annotation, molecular function: 1-phosphatidylinositol-3-kinase regulator activity; protein binding. The record is from RefSeq and is a predicted model, not a curated record. Lineage: Eukaryota; Metazoa; Chordata; Actinopteri; Salmoniformes; Salmonidae. Bases 705 to 2882 code for a protein of 725 amino acids.
GAGCAAGCUAGCACGUGCUGUAGCUAGCUGCUAGACAGAUAUUAGAUAGCGACAAAAGUUGUCACCAACAAAAUUGGUAUGUGGUGUCUGUCGACUUUGUCAAGCACUUCAUCUGGAAGAAAGACUGGCACUAGGUAUGUGCUUUGUGUUUCACCGGGGACUGUAAACAGCGAGGCGCACGACCAAAAGCAGAGGUCACGUCACAAGCUUCUCUUCCUUUUCCCCUAAAAGGGAAGAGCGCCACUGAAGGUUGUCACUGUCCAGAAUGUGAGGAGCCUGAGAAAAUCAACUGUCCUACUUUGCCUCCACCCCCACAGAUGAGGGGUUGACUGAAGAGACCAACACUGGGCCUCAGUUAGGUUUCGAGCUGUCUAGCUCGUUUUUGCUGCUUGAAGGAGCAUGUUGCCAACGCUGUCCCUCUGCUCCAUCAUUUGGUUAAACCGGGGUAUCAAGCUGAGGAAAGUGCUCCACUGCGCCAACACCGGCCAGCUCUAAGACAGGAGCACCCUACCUACCUUGCUGUAUAGACUCGGCCAUUUCAGCAAUGCUUCUAAGCUUCAGUUGAUUGUUCUUUGGCCCUAAACGACCACUACUCCAAGCAAAAUCAUCAUCAUCAUCAUCAUCAUCGUUUCCUGGUUGCCGUAGCAUUGGGCCGAUUUUCGCAUCCUCUCGGCGUCUUCGGCAGCUUUUAUCGGUUUCUUAAAAUGGCGGUCGAUGGUUUCCAGUAUCGUGCCCUCUACAUCUACACCAAGGACUUGGAGGAGGACAUUGACCUGCAGCCUGGGGACAUUCUGACCGUCAGCAAGGCCUCCCUGGGCUUCAAGGAGUGGGAUGAGGAGCGUCCCGAGCUCCUGGGCUGGCUGCUGGGCUUCAACGAACGCACUAAGCAGAGGGGGGACUUCCCGGGGACAUAUGUCCAGUUUGUGGGCCCUGUGAGGAUGGCACCGCCGCCCAGUCAGCCUUGCUCCCAAAGACCCCUCCCAGCAGCACCGGGGCCUGAGCCACAACAAGAUGUUUCUCUUCUGGAUUUGACCGAGCAGUUCACACCGCCAGAAACUGCUCCCCACACCCUGGUGAACCUAGUGGAGGCCAUUGAGAAGAAAGGUCUGGACUGCAAGACACUGUACAGGACACCUGUGGCAUCCUCCAACUCGGAGAGCCCAACACAGAGCUGGAGUGGUGAGGUGGAGUCGGGUAGUGACGUGGGCACCUUGUCGGAGUGUGUGGUCCGCUACCUGAGGGAGCUGCCGUCCCCCGUCAUCCCCCCCGGUGUUUACCCAGACCUGCAGGCUGCGCUGCAGCACGGCGCCGCGGACUUGGCGGCAAGCAGCAGCGGAGGCAGGGAGCUGAGCCUGGUCCUGGAGAGGGCCACUAGUGUGCCCCUGCACCAUCGCCUCACUCUGCAGUACCUACUCACACACCUGGGCAAGGUGGGCCAGGGCUCCCAGCUCAACGGCCUGGACCCUCACACCCUGGGCCUGGUCUUUGGGCCGCUGCUGAUCCGGCCCAGCUCUGCUACUGGGUGGGAGGUGGGGGAGGAGUUCCCUGCACUCGCGCUGGAGAGGCUGCUGAUGGAGAGGGCCAUGGGACAGGAAGUCCCGCCCCCUGCUCUACCAGUCAAGCCAAUGAAGGCCAAAACCACGACUCCAGCCAUGACUGAGACUCGCAUACUGAGUGAUUCCGAGUGGUACUGGGGGGAAAUCUCCAGGGAGGAGGUGAACGAGAAGAUGAGAGACACCCCUGACGGGACGUUCAUGGUCCGCGACGCCUCCAGCAAACUGGAAGGAGAGUACACACUGACCCUCAGGAAAGGAGGCAACAACAAGCUGAUAAAGAUCUGCCACCGUGGCGGUCGCUAUGGCUUCUCCGAGCCGCUCACCUUCACCACGGUGGUGGAGCUCAUCAACCACUACCGCCACGAUUCCCUGGCCCAGUACAACGCUAAGCUAGACACCCGGCUCCUCUACCCCGUCUCCAAAUACCAACAGGAGGAGCUGGUGAAAGAGGACAGCAUUGAGGCGGUGGGCGAGCAGCUGAAAGUGUACCACGAGCAGUACCAGGAGAAGAGCCGGGAGUACGACGUGCUCUACGAGGAGUACACACGCACCUCACAGGAGCUCCAGAUGAAGCGCACGGCUAUCGAGGCCUUUGGCGAGACCAUCAAGAUCUUUGAGGAGCAGUGUGAGACCCAGGAGCGCUACAGCAAAGAGUCCAUCGAGAAGUUCCUACGCGAAGGCAACGACAAGGAGAUCCAGAAGAUCCAGAGCAACUCAGAGCGCCUGAAGUCUAGGGUGACGGAGAUCCACGACAGCAAGAGAAAGCUGGAGCAGGAUCUGAAGCAGCAGGCCACUGACAACCGAGAGAUUGACAAGAGGAUGAACAGCCUGAAGCCGGACCUCAUUCAGCUAAGGAAGAUCAGGGACCAGUACCUGGUAUGGUUGACACAGAAGGGGACGAGGCAGAAGAGUAUAAAUGAGUGGCUGGGCAUAAAGAACGAGGCAGAAGACUCAUACUCGCUGGUGGAGGAGGAUGAGGGCUCGCCCCACCACGACGAGUGCACAUGGUACGUGGGCGACAUCAAGCGCACCCAGGCAGAGGAGCUGCUUAGGGACAAGUGUGACGGCACCUUCCUCAUCCGAGAGAGCCAGACGCAGAAGGGCUCCUACGCCUGCUCCGUGGUUGUGGACGGCGACGCCAAACACUGCGUCAUCUACAAGACGGAUAAAGGCUACGGCUUCGCCGAACCUUACAACCUGUACGGCUCCCUGAAGGACCUGGUGCUCCACUACAAGCAAGAGUCCCUGGUCCAACACAACGACCAGCUGAAUGUAACCCUGGCCUACCCAGUCCUCACCCAGACCCUGCAGCAGCACCCUAGAUGAAGGGCAGUGUGACACAACGACCCCCAACGGUGACCAGCACUUCCAAAGCAUGGGGGGGAGGGAAGCACACUCAUUACGUACCACAGUACCAGCCGCAGUAAACAUGAGACGAAAACCCUGUUUGUAGACUGAAAACAACAUAAGCACACCGUUAUGAUGGAAGCUUUCAGACCAUAGUUAGAAGAGCAAGAAGGAGCGAGAGUAGAGAGGAGAGAGUCGGGGAACUGGAGGUUAAAGAUACUGGAUGGAGCUCAGUUUUUUUUUUUUUUUUUUUUUGCCUUGGCACCCACUUACCCUUCUAGGCAAAGGCCUGAGCUGUCAUCCCCAGUAAGGACUUGGCUAACCUGGCUGCUCACCACACUGCACUUCACAACAACGAGAUCUAAGAGACGGAGGGGGGCAAUCCAGCAUUCAGAUACAUGGUCCUGGAAAGGCGCGGUGAAGUGGCUGGACAAACCAGUUACUUUCUAUUAAAAGCUUGCUUAAGUACCAUAGAAAGAGCCUCGAUUGACCACAAGCCUGUGUUGGGAAAGAGGGGAACUAUGUAGGGUGGGAUGCAAGAUCAACAUUGUAAGACAUUGUAAGAUCAACAUUCUUUAUAAAAAUAGACAUGGUAUAUUUGUUGUAUUGUGAAUAGAUAGAUAUUCACAAUAGAUCAAAUAUAUAUAUAUAUAUGAAUGCAGUUUCUAAAGGGAUUCAGGUUUCCCUUUCCGUUUCCAUUUAAUCAUGGGUAGUGGAGAAAUCCCUGCAAGCUUGUUUCUUAUUUCAAAUGUUCUCUUCAAGUGCUUUCUUUUAUACUGUAGCCUAUAGCCAUGAUGGACUAAGGUAUUACUGUUAGUAUUCUUGAGAUGUUCUCAUUUCUAUGCUAAUACACUCGCAGAUCAUCGACCUAUCAGAUCUUAACUCUCAGUAGUGAAUGGCUUAGUCUCUAGGAAGCCUAUGCAGUGUUCUUUUCACAAGCGCUUGCUUUUAUGUCGCAGCGUCACUACUACUCACGGUACUUCCUCUUUUGAGCUUGACUGUUGUUUUUAUUUGACACAAGCUUGAUUCACAGAGCUGUAGAACGUUGUUGUACAAAAUGAAAAAAAAUUAUUGUCGUUUAUAUGAUCCCUAUAUCUACCGACAGUAACAGGCAGUGUGACUGUCAAACAAAGUAUUGAAUGGUUUUCUUUUCAACUGUGUGUGUGUCGUCGCCCCCCCCCCCCCCCCCCCACACACACAAAUGAAGGAUGUCUUGUCAUGUAGCAAAAAAAAGAUUGGAUCCUUUUUGACAGUAAGCAUGACCACGGAGGUCCGGGGGAUUUUCCAUAAGUACCAUAUGCAUGAGAAUCCUUCUUUUGUGUAGUACCUAGACAACUUGCUCUAGUACUUGUGCUGUUUUAAGUGCAUACGUCUUGUGUACUAGACCUGUAUAAUGCACAAACAAUAGUAAGUGGAUAAGAAUAGAUUUACAGACACACUGUCGAGGUGAAUUCCCUCCGCGGGUACUGAGCAGUACAUUUGUCGUGCGGCUUAAAGGACUUCCUCUUGCCGACUCUUUCUAUCCCUUUUGCGUAGCACAGACUUUGUUCGCGUGAAGACACUUCAGACAAAUUUCUACCGUUGAUUCGUUACUAAAAGAAGCCUCAUGUAAUGAAACCGAGGAUAUUGAGGAUUUUAAACGUGGUGGCGCUUUUUAGAUUUCUUGAGAAAGCGGAAACUUCCCAGAGGAAAGGAGUUUUGUUAUUUUUUUUUGCAGAAUGUGCAUAAAAACAUGUCUCACGGUGGGUGCUCCUUUUGGGUCGUUUUAAACAUGAUCAUUUGCUCAUAGCAGAUGUAUUUUUCCCAUAUUGGUUUAAGUACGAUACAUGGAUACUGCAACUGAAUAGUCAUGCUAUUGGAUUGGUUAACUAGUUGGGGGAAAUUGGGAGUAAUUUGGUUUGUGUAAUUGUCACAUUUUAAUUGGAAGUUGCAUAUUGGUGAGAGCAUUUUGUGUUCAAAAUGUAUUUUUGGUACAAAUAUUAGUAGAAGAAAAAUGAUUAACUAAAGGAAAAAUAGCUUGGUACUGUAUAGUAGUGUUUUGCACAGUUCUUGGCCAGAAGAAUAGCCUAGAAUUUAAACUCGGAAGUGACAGUAGUGAGAGGCCUAUAAAAGAGUGAUUCACAAAGUUAAGAAGUGCCUUAGCUCUUCUCUUGUCGUCGUCAUUGUUGGAGGAGCUUCUCUCCUAUAGACCGUGCUACCGCAUACUGUAUGCUUUGUUUUUAAAAAGCAUUUGCCAAUGAUCUAAUGUCAAACCCCUUGAAGAGAACUGGCAAAUGUGCGUAGUUGUAGUCUCUCCUGUAAUGUGCGAGGUCCGAGUUAUGGAGAUUGUGUUAGUUUAGUUAUGCUUCUCUUUUUGUUACAUCAUUUUUAAUAAGUAUUUUUUUUGUGACGGGCUAUAGCUUGGUGCUCUUCAGUGAGCGAGGCAGUUUCCUUUGGGGUUUUGUUGUAUAGUUUAUUGAAUCACACCUAGAGUGGAUAGAAAUGUGAAUACACAGUCGUAGACCAACACGUAGCGUUUGUCCUUUUUAAUAAGCCGAAUCUCAUUCAAUAAGCUCUUAAGUGAGUGCAUGCAGUACUUCUCACGGUGUUUUCAUGUCAAUUCCCUGUGAAUUCAUAUCCUGUUUACCCAUCUACUGACUCAUGUAUUUACUCAGUCCAUCGGACCAACAUUUUGCAAAUGCACUUUUUCCUUAAAGAAAAUUCCACAAAAAAUGUUCUUUUGCUAUUUGCUUAUGAUGCAAAAUGUAGCAUCAUCUGAGGCAAAAUGCAUCAUACCCAGUUGUUUUUUUUGUGUUUUGAAAGUCCUCCAUCUCGAAAACUGGAUUGCUGACAUGGAAAGAAAUGUAGGACUAUAUCACAAGUUAGUCCUAUAUAUUUUAUAUAUAUAUGAAACUUCAACAAGGGACUAAAACAAAUACCAAAAGAGUUUUUGGGUGGAGUUUUUCUUUAAUUGAGUCUCCAAAAUUAGUUAAUUCUAAACUGCAUUAGUGAAGCUCAGUAGGCCAUGAUAGUAUUGUUUGUUUUAUUAAGUGUUAUGUCAGGGAUGUUUUAAUCUGACUUUUCUUUGUGAAACAGUGUGUGGGGGGCGAAAAAACAUUCAGUGUUCCCCUUACUCGAUACAUUUGGUGGAGGCUUCACAAACUCUGAAAUUGUAAGCCAGUAUUGAGGCAAGUAGGACAAAUGUCCAUUUAUUGCUGUUUUUCAUGAUUUUAAUUGUUUAACUGUGUUAUAAAUCUGUGUUUGGUUUUGAUUGUGCCAGGCCCACCCAUUUCCCAUUCGAAAAUGGGUGACUCGUUUCAAACCAAAUGAAAGGGAAGCUAGACCAUAUGCAAUCGGCAUAUUUGGUCGGUCCUCAACGCUCCAACGGUAUGGAUGUCAUCGCGUCACAUUAACGUCACUUGCAUUAACAUUAAUAACACAUGUGCAGUGAUAGUGUUUCGGCGGUUGUGCCCAAUGAGAUGACUUGGAGCAGGGUUAGCUUUGAGUUGUCCUUUAACCAGUUAUCGUGAAACCACGUGUUAUAGCACCCUCCCAAAUGUUCAGGUGAAUUAUCCAGGCCAUUACUAAUUGCUUAUCUUUGGUACAACACACCUGUAAAUAGUGGUGUCAUACUUCUACCAUAUCAGUUACCGAAUACAAGUAAUUAACAUUUAUUACGUUUGAAUAUUUAGGUUUGAAGCAUAUUUGAAAGAAAUAUAUUGAAAUAUAUCUUGACGUAUUGUUUUGGGUUAUAUAUUCUGAUUUUAAUUAUGCUGGAAAUGGAUCCGAAACAGACGCUGACUAAAUGAGCUUAGAUGUGAAACACGUCUAUUGACAAGUGCCACAGCAGCUUUGCAUCAGUGGGCCAAAUCAUUUCUAGUUUUCAUGUUAACGCCCUGAUGUGUAAGUAAUAAGCAAAGCUUUAUCAUUAUCACCAGCAAGCGUUCCUUUCUUUUAUUGGUUUUAAUUGACCCGCAAUGAUUGAGGAAGAGGAGGCAGGCUCAUCUACGAUUUAAAAUGCAGCGCUGAACCUAGUUGUCCAUGAUCACAUACUGAUUGGCCAACCUUGGCCCCAUUCACCUACUCACACAGAAGUGUCUCUGUCAAAUUUGAGUAGAGAUGAUCAAUAGUCUUGACACAAGUGUCUUUCAGCAAAGCUCCAUUGUUGCUACCCUACCAAGGAUGGUGACGACAGAUUGACCAAUACUGGGACUGACUAGACUACAGCCUGUAUAUUUUAAGAUUAUAUGUAUUAUCUGAGCAGAAAAUAGAUUCCUAUACAGAUAUGCUUUAUCCAUAGGGAUGGGGAAAGCACUUUUUUUCUCCUUCAUUUAUUUGAAAUCAUGUUGGCAAAAUGACAUAAAUAUAUUCUCAGCUUGGAGAUUCUGGUUCUGUUUUUUUAUAUUGCGAGAGGAGGCAGUUUGAAAGUAAUACCAGGGGAGUGUUUGAGGUAUGAAAAUAAUGUAUGAUUCGAAGAGAGGGGCAUUUUAAUAAUCGGAUAAAAGUUCCCCAAAUGCACUAGACAACACAUGAUACUUCAUACCGGCCAAACAUGUUGCCAACAAGUUAAGGAACAAAUUUCAACAGUUCAGAAACACUCCUUCAGUGAAUAACCAACCUUUGUAGAUGGAACAAUGAUGUCAUUGGAAAGUGUUCCUUUAUGGUGCCUAGGGUUUGUUUUUAAUUAGAAUUUUUUUUUUUUGCAAAUUUAUUUGUUUGUCCAAGUGUUUGUUUGUUUGUUUGUAAGGUUAUCAUUAACAAAGAUAAACAGAAUCUAUAAAAUAAGCUAGCUUGAAUAUUUUCCUUCAUACAGAAAAGUACAAAUGUUUACGAUAUCUAAUUAACCAAAUAGCAAGUAUGCGUUUGAGAGUCAAUCUGUCUGUCCCGAUAAGGGACUCCGAUAGAUUGAUUUGAUUUCUUUUUUUCCUUUGUCAUUUUAAACUUGAAAAUGUUAUGACUGCUUGUUCUUCUUGUUUUUGAUUAUUUUUGUACUUGUCAAACAGUGCUCCCUCUCUUCUGCUUAAAACAGAAUCGACAAAAUAAUUUUUUGAAUGGCCCCCGGGCAGAUUGGUCUGCAAUAGGCCCUCUUCCCUGAGUGGCUUAAAAUCCUUGAUCUCUGUUCCUUUACCUUCUGUACUGCCGACUACUUCAUCUUAGACUGAGCCUUGUGUAUCCACGGCUGAAUCUUAACUUUAGAUAAAAGCUUAACUUUGCGUUUUUUGAUGUCAAUGGGACAUUUUGAGUUGCUUUUGCAGAUCUCAGUUAGGAUUUGGCCGUAGAUUGCACCCUAGAUGAUUUGGGAGGCUUUAGUUUUCAGGCUUUUCAAGUUUGAAAGAGAGGGAGGUGCACACUACUUGGUGAAAAAUGUAUGUCUACAGUCUUGGGUUGAGUCAACUAUUAAAUUAAUUUGGAAAUGUGUGAAAGUGAAGAGGCAUGUAUUUCGAUUUUGCACUAAGUCAUUCUCGUCUCACUACACUCUAAGAUAAAGACGUUCCGUGACUUGCUCUCUGUCAUUCAAAACAUUUUUUAAUUUGUUCAGUCUUAUUUGUAAAAUGGGUUGACUCCAUUUUUAAAAGUAUGCUUUCAUUUACUUCUAAAAGUUGAUCUAAUCCAUGUAACCCUUCAAUCAGGGUUGGGUAGUAAUGGAUUACAUGUAACGGGCAUUGCGCAAUUAAAUUACAAAUAUAUGAAGUAGGCCUAACUGUAAUCAGCCCGGAUUACAUUUUUUUUUUAAUAACAAUAAUGUAAUCAGAUUAGUUACAUUAUUAAAAACAUCUGAUUUACAUUUGGGAUUACUUCAUCUAAUAUCAAGAGAAAGAAAAGGAUAAAGCUUUGUCAGCAUUGCUAUCAUUUAGCACACUCUCAAGACUUCUCCCAUGCUCUCAAAUAUGCUAAUGUUCUGCUGAUCGCCCAUCAAGGGUGGGUGGCUUCUUUUGUAUUCAAACGGGUUUAGUGACUAGGUAAGGCUUCCAAAAGAUUUUCCACCUAGCCUUCUGGUCAAUCAGACAGUCGUCUGGACUCAACAGUGUGCACUUUGGCUUUGUGUGCUCCUAGCAGGAGAGAGAAAUGCUAUCUGAUAGCUGUCUGGGCAAUAAACAAAAAACACAGUCUUGAAAGCAACCACUGUUGUUACUCUAGGCGAGAAGAGGGUCCCAGCUUUCUGUAGGUUUACUUUUAUUGAUCUACUCUUAAUAUUGAACAAAGGGCACUCAAGUUGGCAAUUCAAUUCCAAGGUGAUUGCGUAGGCUUACUCAUCAUUAUUAUUAUUAUUCAUUCAUUUACAGGGUAGCCUAGUGGUUAGAGCGUUGGACUAGUAACCGGAAAGUUGCGAGUUCAAACCCCCGAGCUGACAAGGUACAAAUCUGUCGUUCUGCCCCUGAACAGGCAGUUAACCCACUGUUCCUAGGCCGUCAUUGAAAAUAAGAAUUUGUUCUUAACUGACUUGCCUAGUUAAAUAAAGGUAAAAAUAAAAAAUGACACAGGUAUAAUUAGAAAGUAGAUUUAGCAACUAGCUAACCACGUCAUCGGGUGUUGAAUGAGCCCCAAAUGAUUUAGCCUAAAGUGCCCAAAAUGAUGUAUACAAAUGUAAUCUCUAUUGGGAAAAAAAUUAUGAAGAUUCGGGAACCCUAUUGUGACAGUAAACUAAUAACAAUUGCCUAAUUGUCAAACUCAAAAUUCAUCACAAUAACUGGUUUAGAUUGCACAUCAAAAUAUCUGGAAUCAUGCAUUCCUGCUUGGACAUGUUAGAUUAAACAAAUGUAUUUCUUGAAUCAUACUAAUACACCUCCUUUUUAAUUAAGCAUUUUGAAUGACUAAGUUAAUUAGGCUACACAUUCUCUCUAUUGCGUGACCAAAUCAUGGGUGGGUGCCCCAACUAAAACCAUUAGCAUGGAGCCUAUUGACUAUGCUCUAAUACAUUAGAAUAUAGAACUUGUGAAUUAUGGUCCCCAAUUUGGAAAUAGUCAUGUUGCUAAAUUAAUAAUAUAUGCUAUUUAGCAGACACUUUUAUCCAAGCGCCAUGCUCUACCAACUAGGUGCACUUUAAACAUAAAAAUUUAAAAAAACAUCUGGGUGUUAAAAUAUAGUUUUUAAACUAAGUCAUCUGAUUACUCAAAAUGAGUAAUGUAAUCUGAUUACUGAUCAUUUUUCAUGUAACUGUAAUCCAUAACUGAUUAAAUUUUAAGUUCUGGCCAACACUGCCUUCUAUGUAGAGUUCAUCCUAAGUGGCUGUGUAUGUGAUCAUGUGACUGUCAUUAGAAUGCAGGUCCGGUACAGUACAUUUUGACAAACCUUUCUUUGGAGAAAACAAAGUACAGUAUGAUAUGAUUCUUAUUGUUCUGAGAUGUGGUGUGAAGUUUUUCCCUUUUUCAAAACGCUGACUGGAAAUUAUUGGGACAGUCUGAUAAAGCUACUCUACACCAAAGUGCAAUUGAACUCAGAGGGAGCACUGUCUGUGAACCAGUGGGAGUCUACUGGUUGUGAUGUGCACAAUCCUUAUGUACGUAAAAUGAUUAUUCUCUCUUUCCCCAAUCUGUCUUAAUUCAGAUGCAACAUUUUAUUUCUUUUGUUUUCUGUGUACAGCUUGCUUUGGAGUUGUUUGUCUCAAACAGGUACUCUUACUUCUGUACUGUUAUUUCCUAAGGUUGAUGAAAUGAUUUUAAAAAAUCUAUAAAAGAUGUAAGAAA